This is a messenger RNA of Recurvomyces mirabilis, 531 nucleotides long. RefSeq lists its product as uncharacterized. Bases 1 to 531 code for a protein of 176 amino acids. The transcript has 2 exons. The record is from RefSeq and is a predicted model, not a curated record. Lineage: Eukaryota; Fungi; Ascomycota; Dothideomycetes; Mycosphaerellales; Teratosphaeriaceae.
AUGCUGUAUGAAUACCAGAGAUCUCCAGAUGCCACCUCACUCGAGACGAUUGCCACCACCAUGAGCAGAUGUGGCCAGCUCAACGUCACCUUUUCUCAGGCACUUCAGGUACUCGAACGGAUGAUCGAUGAGGGGAGUCGCUUCGCCAACUUGGAAAAAGUUAUAGGCUCUGGUGCGGUGUUCCUCUUGUGUCAUCCUGGCUCUGAUGCUCUAGGAACAAGAUUGCUUCCAAAGAGUGGACCAAAGUUCGAUGCAGUUGUCGAGGAACUUCGGAUCGCAGGAGUGGAAGAGAAGGCGGCUGAGUAUGCCGAUUUGCGCAAGCUGGUUAUCACCUGGUACCAUGAUCAUGUCCUGAACGACAGUCGCGCGAGCGAUGCAAGCAUAACAGCGACUCCUCCUCCCUCAAGCACCUAUACAGGUACUGAUAGAACGAAUCUCCUUGCCGACGUCGCCAACAGCCCAUUCCACCAUGACCCGUUUCUCUCCAGGAGUUAUUCUCCUUCGCUAUUUAGCAGCUCUGGCAACGAUUGA